Molecule: messenger RNA, 1413 nt
Organism: Aspergillus thermomutatus
Lineage: Eukaryota; Fungi; Ascomycota; Eurotiomycetes; Eurotiales; Aspergillaceae
Product: putative cytochrome b5 reductase
Exons: 2
Coding region: 1-1413 (470 amino acids)
Cellular component (GO): endoplasmic reticulum
Molecular function (GO): heme binding; oxidoreductase activity
Source: RefSeq, a predicted model, not a curated record
AUGCCUGAAUUCACGGUCGAAGACGUCGCAGGCCAUAAAACCCGUGAUGACCUCUGGGUGAUCAUUCACGGCAAAGUUUACGAUCUCACCAAGUACAUUCGGGAUCAUCCUGGUGGCGCAGAUGUGCUGCUCGAUGUUGCCGGUACUGAUGCGACUGCUGCGUACGAGGAUGUUGGUCACUCGGAGGAUGCGGACGAAAUCAUGCAAACCUACCUGGUGGGCACGUUGAAGGAUGCGACUCAGUUUGUUCGCAAGUCAGUCGUGCGUGUCGUCCAACAGACCUCUCAGCCAGUAGUAGAAAGCAACCCUUCGUCUCGGGUUCGCAAAGUUGCCGCCGCCAGCUCAGCGGCGGGGAUCCUGAGCCUCUUAUACUACGUCUCCCCCCGGCGUGGAUCCUCGCAACUGCCGCUGGCCCUUCGCGACAUACCAGCCUAUCUGCCUGGUCUGCACCGCCUGUUGCCGUCAGCCAUGACCGACAUGCGCCUGCCACACGGGGGCUUCGUCAGUGGAUUUGCAGCCGCUGCCCUGCUCUCCACUCUCAUCGGUGGUGUUGUGGGCAUCAAACUUUCGAAACUGACGCACAUCGACUCCGGCUUCACUCGAUAUCCCAGUCGCAUCAAGUGCCAGCCGAGACCCAAACCAGAGCCUCACAACAUUCCUGGCUUCCUCAAUCCGAAAGAUUACAAGACGCUCCCUCUCGUCGAAAAAGAACUGCUGGCGCCCAACGUUUACCGAUUCGUCUUCCAGCUGCCAGGCCCAACGGAUAUCAUCGGCCUCCCGAUAGGCCAACACGUUUCUAUCAAAGCUACCGUCAACGGACAGUCCGUUUCGCGAUCCUACACACCAACCUCCAACAACCUCGACCGCGGCCGCUUGGAGCUGGUCAUCAAAUGCUACCCAGACGGUCUCCUGACGGGCCAGUACCUCGCCAACCUGCAGCUCGGCGAGAAAGUGCAGUUCCGCGGUCCCAAAGGCGCAAUGAAGUACCAGCGCAACCUAUGCAGGAAGAUCGGCAUGAUCGCUGGCGGCACGGGGAUCACGCCCAUGUAUCAGCUCAUCCGGGCAAUCUGCGAAGACGACAGAGAUACCACCGAGAUCAGCUUGGUAUAUGCCAACCGCAGCGAGGGGGAUAUUCUGCUCCGCGCGGAACUGGAGGCGUUUGCGCGCAAGUACCCGAAGCAGUUUCAGAUCUACUAUAUGCUGGAUGAUCCGCCCAAGGAUUGGAGCUAUGGCACGGGGUAUGUGACGCCCGAUGUGAUGGCGUCCAGGCUGCCUAAGCCAGCAGCCGACACGAAGAUCUUGCUGUGUGGUCCACCGGGGAUGAUCAAUGCUGCGAAGAAGGGCCUUGUCUCGCUGGGCUUCGAGGCGCCAGGUGCUGUGGGCAGAAUGACGGAUCAGAUUUUUUGUUUUUAG